CCCCACCGCCAGACCCGCUCCGCGCUGGGCUGAGCCCCCGCUGCCGCCUCCAGCUCCUCUCGGUAGGGCUGCGCUGCCCUCCGCCCAGCGGCGACCCCCUCAACAAAAGAGGCGGGGGGGGAGCAGCGAGGCGGGGAACGGGCACACGCCGCACACCCCCGGCCCCGCCGAGCCCGGCCGCGCCGUCCGGAUGCGGUGAGCCCUGCGCUUCGCCUGCGGGGGGCCGCGGCGGCGCGGGCGGAGGAGCAGCAGAGGGAGAGGCGGCGGCUGGGCGCCACCAUGGGCUGCUGCUCGGGCCGCUGCACGCUCGUCUUCCUCUGCUCGCUGCAGCUGCUGGCAGCACUGGAGAGGCAGAUCUUUGACUUCCUGGGCUUCCAGUGGGCUCCUAUCCUUGGCAAUUUCCUACAAAUCAUAGUGGUCAUUUUGGGGCUGUUUGGCACCAUCCAGUUCAGACCUCGCUACAUCGUCGUGUACACGGUGUGGACUGCCCUGUGGGUCACCUGGAAUGUUUUCAUUAUCUGCUUCUAUUUGGAAGUAGGAGGACUUUCUAAGGAGAGCGACCUGAUGACCUUCAACAUCUCCAUGCACCGGUCGUGGUGGCGGGAGCACGGGCCGGGCUGCGUGCGCCGCGAGCUGCGGCCCUCGGCGCCUGGGGCCCCGGAGGACUACUCCUACGUCUCGGUGACAGGCUGCAUCAUCGACUUCCAGUACCUAGAGGUCAUCCACAGUGCCAUCCAGAUCCUCCUCUCUGCAGAUAUUAAUUCCCCUCCCCAAAGCCAUGUUUGCCUUUAGAACCAGAGAGCUGAAGAGGAUGGGAGGACAAACCAUGGCUGAUGUGAGGAGCUCUGAAAUGCAUGGGACUGUCUCCUCCUGCUUGCAAAUAGAUCCUCAAUCAGCUCUCCACACGUGUGGCUGAUGAGAAGGUUUUCAUUGUCUGAGUAGCUGCUGGAAAAUGGAGAGAGUCAUUUAUUCCCUGGGCAAAGUUUCACACUCAUUCUGAGUCAGGAUGAAAGAGCAGCAGAGGGAAAUGUGGGUUUGAGCCAUAUUUUAAUAAACAGAAAGCAGAGGAGAGGGAGGGGAACUGAAGGCUGAGGAGUGUCUGAGAUCAGAGGUCAUUUAUUUGAUAGGAAAGCUCUAUUAAGAGAGUUAAAGGAAUCAUAAAGCCUUUACAGAAGGAGUUUCAGAGGUCCUGUGUCUCUUCUGCAGGUUAUUGAUUCAGAGUAAAGGUGCUCAGGGUUCUGUAGCCCACAGAUUAAGCUGUCAGCAGAGAAAUAAUGGAUGUGGAAGAAAUAGAAGAGAAAAUGGUUGUGCUCCCUCACUAACCAUGGGAUGGAUCUGACCAACACGGUGAGAGAAAGAAUCAAGCACUGGAACCCAUCAGAAGCUUCAGUUCAGUACCCAUAGGGGACAGCAAGGAGGAAUCACAGAGUCACUGAGCCCCAACCAGCAACACAACCCUGCCCCACACUGCCAUGGCCACAGGUUGCUGGAAUGCCUCCAGGGAUGGGGACUCCACCACCUCCCUGGGCAGCCUCUGCCAAUCCCUGCCCACUUCUGCAGCAAAGAAAUGGAUCUGAUGGAGAGGGUCCACAGGGGACUCAGGGGGCUGGAGCAGCUCUGCUACGAGACAGGCUGAGGGAGCUGGGGGUGCUCAGCCUGGAGAAGAGAAGGCUCUGUCCUAAGUGGAUAUUUAGAGCUGCACAGCUAAAUCAUAGAGUCAUAGAAUCCAGCAGGUUGGAAGAGAGCUCCAAGCUCACCCAGCCCAACCUAGCACCCAGCCCUGCCCAA
Molecule: messenger RNA, 1788 nt
Organism: Pogoniulus pusillus (Red-fronted tinkerbird)
Lineage: Eukaryota; Metazoa; Chordata; Aves; Piciformes; Lybiidae
Gene: NKAIN3
Product: sodium/potassium transporting ATPase interacting 3
Exons: 5
Coding region: 280-792 (170 amino acids)
Biological process (GO): regulation of sodium ion transport
Source: RefSeq, a predicted model, not a curated record